AUGAGACGCAGUUUGGGAAAAAAAGAAAGUAACGAUGAGAAGCUCCAAGAGGUGAAAGUGCCAAAAAUGCAUCCUCGUGAGUUCAUUAAAUUUAAAAUCCCAUUCGUUUCACUUUUACCAUUCUGUCCUAAUGUCAAACAUGCUUUUAAAACUGCCAAACUGCCUAUCGCUAUGUUGACUGUCGUUUCUGCUAGUUUCAGUUCUCGCGGAACCGAUCGUCAGCCGCGGGACCUCGAGGACGAUC
Molecule: messenger RNA, 244 nt
Organism: Acaulospora morrowiae
Lineage: Eukaryota; Fungi; Glomeromycota; Glomeromycetes; Diversisporales; Acaulosporaceae
Source: the annotation of a GenBank genome assembly